Molecule: messenger RNA, 2136 nt
Organism: Microdochium trichocladiopsis
Lineage: Eukaryota; Fungi; Ascomycota; Sordariomycetes; Xylariales; Microdochiaceae
Product: Mis12-Mtw1 protein family-domain-containing protein
Exons: 4
Coding region: 358-1914 (518 amino acids)
Biological process (GO): cell division; mitotic sister chromatid segregation
Cellular component (GO): MIS12/MIND type complex
Source: RefSeq, a predicted model, not a curated record
UCACCGCUGUCGUCGCCGCCCGUCGCCGCCACACUACAUCCCGCUGCACCACUCUUCGACGCCAAAGGCACGACGCCUGCCGACACGCAACCCCAAGCCGCACGAAAUAUUCCUAUCGCAGACAUCAUCUCUCCCGGACAGUUAUCCUGCACGCGCCAGUCGCCAACUUCGGCAGUCGCGCUCGUACCAUUGUCGCGUCCAGCAUUGUAAAACGCCCGCACCACCAGACGAAAACCUCGACUAGUUGGCUCAAGCGCCCAUCGCGACCGCGCGCGUGAGCGGAGAGAUUAACCUCCUUGCGACCUCGAGCCGCCUCUCCGAAUUGAUGCACGCCAAUUUCCAGCAGCCUCCGCGUCCAUGACUACACUCGUCCACACGCGGCAACCGCUUCAAGUCCUUAGCAUGAGCAAUUCGUCCAAGCGCGGUCGCAGCCAGCGCACUUCCUCAUACGACGAGCAAGAUGGCGAUUUCCAGUUCACAAGGGCGAAGCCCAAGAAGGCGCGCACAGCACAGUCCGCGCCGAUACCUGAGGAGCCAGAGUUUGUGCCCGUGGUAGCCGUUAAGAAGACAACGAGGCCGAGGCAAUCGGCGAAAACGACUGCCAGGGAAGGGCUUCCACCAUCGCCUCCACGGCAGCCAGCACCGCAACGGACGUCGAAACGGAAAUCAGACCAAAUCACACGAGAUGUCGCACCAGCAGAAGAACGACAGCAGUCGCCACCAUCACCACCACCUGUCGCUACGCAGACAAAGAAGUCCCGGCGGAAACCACCGCGAACACUGCCGGCCGAAGACGACGAAGAGGACAGCAGGCCGAAGACGACGAGGCAGUUGACGCGAAGGGGGCCGAAACCAGAAGCCAGGCAGGAGGAGGUACUGGACGAGGAGCACGACGACGUUGAACAAGUCCAUGCAGUAGACAGGGACGCAACACCAGAAGCUACGACGAAAGCAAAAGGAAAGAAAAUUGCGCUACCAUUUGCCGACACGCCAGUCAUAAAUCGGAAUAAAGAGAUGCGGAAACAAACGGGCGGGGGACGACGGAGUAGUCUGGGCAUGCGAGGACGAAGGGCGAGCUCGUUGAUCGAGAACGGCAACAAUGCGAUACCACAUCGUGCGGUAGAGCCGGCGCAGUUCUACAAACACAUCUCAUCCGACGGACUUACGGAGCCGAGGAGGAUGAAGCAGCUUCUCACGUGGUGUGCGGAGCGGGCUCUGGCCGAGAAACCCCCGCUGGGUUCCGCGAACGCGAAUGCUGUCCAUGGUGCCCGCGCGAUACAAGACCAACUCCUAAAGGACUUUGCGUCAAAGUCAGAGUUCUCUGACUGGUUUGCACGAGAAGAGGUCGAGAAGCCGCCUCCCAUUGUCAAACCAAAUCCUCGCAACCUUGAGCAUGACGCGAAGAUUGCAGAGCUCGAGGCGAGGUUACAAAGGUUACGAGCCGAGAAGAAGACGUGGCAGGCCAUCAAGGCUGCGCCGAUAGACCAGUCUCCACUGUUUCCUUCCGCAUCAUCAACGACGGCAGGAGAAGUUGCCACAUCAAAUCGAUCGCAAGCAGUCACAUUACCACUGCCCGAGGCAUCGUUACUGGACGCGGAUGAGUCCAGGAUGCUCGAGGCCCUCGUAGCGCCCACCUCGUCUUCGCAGCCGAUGAGCACGUCGCAGGUCCGGUCACGACUGCAGAUCUUGCAGCAGUCGCUCGAGUUCAAGAUUGACCACCUAGCCGACAGCGUGCACAAGGUCGAGCAACGGGUCAUCACAGCAGGGAGGCAGGCAGACAAGGUCCUCGGCCUGAGCGCCGCGCGGCUGAAGGAGCGCGCGGAGCGGGAGCGAGGCAGCGCUGGGACUAGGGAGAUGCCAGUUAUGGAGGUGCUGAGGAGUCUGGGCCGAAUAUUACCUGAGGGAGGGGGUUGACGAGGAGAGAGAGACAGAGCGGGUUGGUGGGGAAGGGGACGGCGGUAAACAGAAGCGGAGGGCGACGCAGCACCAGCAGCAGCAGCGCGCAUAGCAGCGGAUGAUGACGUUUUACGACCGAAUGAUGAAGACACCCCUUUGAUUUCCACUGCUGCAGUUCUCUGCUUCGUUUUCGUCUCGUGCGUGUGUGUGUGUGUGUGUGUGUGUGUGUGUGUGUGUGUG